Messenger RNA from Danaus chrysippus (African queen), 372 nucleotides. The record is from the annotation of a GenBank genome assembly. Lineage: Eukaryota; Metazoa; Arthropoda; Insecta; Lepidoptera; Nymphalidae.
AUGGAUACUGUAAAUGAUACGGAUCUAGCAACAGAGUCAUCGGGAAUAAUAAAUUUAUUGAACAUCACAAAUGUCGGAGACAAAGACAAUUCAUCUCGGGAUCUCGUUCUACCUCAAGAUGAUUCCACAACGUCUGUUAUAUUCGAAGUGUUCAUUAUAACCCAAAUUGUUAUGACAGCUAUGGAGUUGGUAAUAUCGAUCGCAGCAGCUCUCAGAAUAUCUCGAUGGAGGAGAAAUUACAGGAAUCAAAUGCUAAUGCAGUUAAGUCUGGCUCUGCUCUGUUCUUACGUACUGUUAAUUAUUCUUUGCAUCAAAAGCAACACAAAGUCUUGUGAUGUGCUAGCAGGUAACAGUGUUGCGAAUGUGUUGUGA